Messenger RNA from Carya illinoinensis, 918 nucleotides. RefSeq lists its product as uncharacterized. Gene Ontology annotation, molecular function: nucleic acid binding; RNA-DNA hybrid ribonuclease activity. The transcript has 2 exons. Bases 1 to 918 code for a protein of 305 amino acids. The record is from RefSeq and is a predicted model, not a curated record. Lineage: Eukaryota; Viridiplantae; Streptophyta; Magnoliopsida; Fagales; Juglandaceae.
AUGGGACAAUCCUCAGACCAAACCUCAUCUUCAAGCUUUUGGAACAGGUUGUGGGGAAUCAAGGCAUCUCAAGCUACAAAAUCUUUUCUCUGGAGAGCAGCAACCGAGUCCCUUGCCACAAACCUCAACUUGUUUACAAGGAAAAUGAUUGAGUCCCCCCUCUGCCCAAUAUGUUCCCUAGAGCCUGAGUCAAUCUCCCAUGCUAUAUGGUCCUGUAGUGCAGCUCAAGAUGUGUGGUCGAUGAGGUCUAAAAGAAUUCAAAAACUGAGUAUUCAUGCAGGUCCAGUCAAGGAAAUACUAGGGCCUAUCCUAGCCCAGUUUCUUCCAUUGGAGAUCAGUGAAGUGGCUACUACAGCAAAAGCAAUCUGGCAUAGAAGAAAUGCUUGGCUAUUUGAACAGCAGUUCCAUUCCCCUUCCCAGCCAAAGACCUCCAGUCGCCUCAGCAGCAAGUGGAUUGCACCCCCACCAAAUGUGUUCAAGGUCAAUUUGGAUGCAGCCAUUGAUAGAGUUAACUCAAAGCUGGGCAUUGGAGUGGCUGUUAGGGACUCAGAGGGCUUGUUUGUGGCGACCCUUUGCUCCUCCAUGGAUCUGGACCCUGAUCUACUCUUGGGUGAGGUAGUAGCUGCCCGGAGAGCUACCUCCUUUUGUGUUGAACUGGGACUGGCUGACUUCAUCCUUGAAGGAGAUUCCCUUGUAGUGGUUCAAGCAGUCCAACAUAGUGAAGACAGUUGGAGCUCCAGUGGAGUUGUCAUCCGAGAUGUCCAGCUCAUGCUCUCCAGGACUAGCCGUUGGUCAAUCCAGUUUAUCCCUAGGGAAGUCAAUGUAUUAGCUCAUCACUUGGCUAAGUUUGGCCUGUCUUGCUCAAAAGAAUGUAUUCUUAUUGAGGAUUACCCUCCUUGUAUUCAGCAUUUGCUCUAA